AUGCCCCCGAAAGCACGUACUCCUCGCGGCAAGGCCGCCGCCGCGGUUGAAGAAGCGCCUGUCGCAUUGCCAAUGAAGCGAGGUCGCGCCGCCAAAGCUGCUGUCGUCGAUGCUGUCGACGUCGUCGCCGAACCCCCGAAGAAGCGCGGUCGCCCUGCGAAAGCACAAGCUGAAGAGCCCGUCGAAGCAGCGCCGGAGCCCGUCGUCGAAGAGGCAGCAGUAGUAGCAGUCAAGAAGGGCAGAGGAAGGCCUAAGAAGGACACCGUUGUACAGGAAGAAGACGCGCCGGUCAAGAGUCGUGGUCGCCCCAAGAAAGAGGCUGUUGCAGAGCAAGCUCCAGCUACCCCCAAGCGUGGCCGUCCAGCGCGCGCUGCAGUCGACCUUCACCGCGUCGCUGGCUCCCCUCGCAUCGGCAAGAGGUCGUCUCCUCGCAACACCAACAAGGUCAAGUCUGUCAAGCCGGAGCCCCUCGCUCGCCGCCUCGAUCCUCGCAUGCAAUCCAAACUGCGUACACGACUCCCGCCCAAGAAGAGCGAGCCAGCUCCUCAGCCAGCUCCAAAGCCAACCUCCAGACGUGGACGACCGCCCAAGGCCGCUGCCGCUGUCGCUUUUAUUGCUCCAAAGCAAGUCACAAAGCCGUCAAAGCUCCUCGCCCCUCGCAAGAUGCGCGGCCACACCGUACGCCAGAUCCCCGACCGAUACGUCGCUCAGAUCGACCAAUACCUCCACGACCUCAUCGAAGCGGACGAGUCUUCUGCCGCAGAGGAGCAAGAGGACGGCGUAGUCGUUGAAGUUGAAGAUGCCCAGGAUGCGCUUGUGUCUUCGGAGCAAGAUCGUGAUCAAUACCAAGAGGACAGCGAUGCCGGUAUCGACAUGAACGGUCAACAAGACCUCGUUGAAGACGAGGAAGACAUGCAGGCUGUUGCCGCGCUGCAGCAGCAGGAGCGAGACGAGUACGCCGAAGACUCCCCUGAGGAGGCAAACGACGACGAGUUCCCCGAAGAGCUCCCCGAGAACGACGAGCCUCAGUACCCAGAGGAGGGCGAGAACGACGAGAACAUCGAGCCGGUACACGAGGACGUUGAGAUGAGCAUGCACGAUGUCGAGAUGGAGGCGGACGCGGAUGGCAACACCCUUCUCACUACCAUCGACACCGACAUUGUGGUCCGCGACGAUAGCCCUCCCCUUGAUGUUGAAGACGAUGUUGAAGAGGAGGAUGGUCUUCUCAACCCGACUCCCCCCAGGCCUUCCGCGGCUGCUGCUAUCUUCAGCUAG
This is a messenger RNA of Alternaria novae-zelandiae, 1275 nucleotides long. RefSeq lists its product as uncharacterized. The record is from RefSeq and is a predicted model, not a curated record. Gene Ontology annotation, biological process: regulation of DNA-templated transcription. Bases 1 to 1275 code for a protein of 424 amino acids. Gene Ontology annotation, molecular function: DNA binding. The transcript has a single exon. NCBI's taxonomy places the organism in Eukaryota, Fungi, Ascomycota, Dothideomycetes, Pleosporales, Pleosporaceae.